Drosophila rhopaloa is the source of this 372-nucleotide messenger RNA. RefSeq names its product drosomycin. NCBI's taxonomy places the organism in Eukaryota, Metazoa, Arthropoda, Insecta, Diptera, Drosophilidae. Gene Ontology annotation, biological process: defense response. The record is from RefSeq and is a predicted model, not a curated record. The transcript has a single exon. The coding region runs from base 67 to 276 and encodes 69 amino acids.
CAAACUUUUUUUUGACAGCACUACUACUUCUACUUUACCAGUAAGAUUUCUGUGAAAAGUGACAAGAUGCAGAUCAGGUUCCUAUACUUCUUCCUCGCUGUGAUGACGAUCUUCAUCCUGCGCGCCAAGGACGCGGAUGCCGACUGUCUCUCCGGACGAUAUGGAGGUCCCUGUGCCGUCUGGGAUAACGAGACCUGUCGUCGUGUCUGCAAGGAGGAAGGACGAUCCAGUGGACACUGCAGUCCCAGUUUGAAGUGCUGGUGCGAGGGAUGCUAAUGCCAACCCAACAUUCCUGAAUCCUGUUGGUCAAAGUUAAAUAAAAGCUCACAUAUUGUACCAAGAGUUGAGAAAUAAAUACAUAUUUGCUUUUAA